GUUGAAUUUGUCUCUCGGCAGAUGCCGGUCAACAGUAGCACAGUCCUCCCGCUCGCCCGCAGGCUACUCGCCUACACCAUCGAGGCCACCAGCUUCCUGGACAUGAUGGAUGUGAUAUACGUCUCCCAGAUGGUCGAGAAGUUCAUCGGAUGGACGGGCGAGAUCCACGAGCUUGGGGAGCUGAUAGUGGAGAUGGCAAGUAACCUGAUGCGUGUGGAUGCGGGGGUGCUGCGCCUGGCCCAGCAGGAGAGCGGUGCAUGUACGCGGGUGGUCUGGGCCGUGGAGCGUAUCGCCAGCCUCAUCCUCACCGCCAACUCCCAAACCAUCAGCAAGGUUUCGGGCAACAUCGCGGUGGAGGCGUUCCUGGUGAAGCCGGCCAGCUUCCUGGGCCUGGGCUGCACCGCCUUCCACCGCCUCCCUCCGCCCGGGAUCGCCGGGGACACCGCGCCCCCUCCCACUUUCCCCCUCCGCUUCCGCUGCAGUGCCGGCAACCGCAACGCUUCCCUCACCGGCUUCCCCAUCAAGAACAGUGAGGCUCUGGCCGCAGUGCAGCUUCCCCCGGCGCUGUUUGCCGGCCUCGCCGACGCUCCCCGCACCAACGCCAGCUGCUGGCUGCAGUUCGUGGCCUUCCGCAACGGCAACCUCUUCCCCAGCACCGGCAACUCCAGUGGUCUCGCCGACCGCGGACAGGACAGGACCCCCGCCACGCCCGUCAUCUUCACCUCCGCAGGUGGGUGUGGAGUGGAGGAGCUGGCCAAACCGAUCCAGGUGUCCCUGCGUCACUGGCAGCCAGGCGACGACCAGGUGGCUGCCAGCUGGGACUUUGACCUGCUGGACGGCCUGGGUGGUUGGCAGGAAGCAGGGUGCCAAAUAUCCCAGACUCAGGGUAACAUCAGCACCCUGAGGUGCCACCAGUUCAGCAACGUGGUCGUUCUGAAGAGAAUAAGCAACCAGUCUGCCCCGGUUGAUGAAAGUGCCCGGAGUCUCCACCCCAUCAUCUACACCUGCACUGCCUUCCUCUUACUCUGUAUCUUCACCGCCAUCAUUGCUUACAUCCUGAGGCACAACACGAUCGGCAUUUCCAAGAAGAGCUGGCACAUGUUGCUUAACCUGUGGUUCCACAUCUCCAUGAGCUGUGCCGUCUUCACCGGCGGCAUCAACCGCAAGGACUACGGGCUGCUCUGCCAAGUGGUUGGCAUCGUGCUCCAUUAUUCAUCCCUUUCAACCUUGCUGUGGAUUGGAGUUUCCGCCAGGGUCAUUUACAAAGAAGCCACACAGAAAUUACAGCGGCAACAGGAGCUGGAGCUACCUGCUCCCGCACAGCGUCCGAUGCUCAGGUUUUAUCUCAUUGCUGGAGGCAUUCCUCUGAUUAUCUGUGGGAUCACCGCAGCAGUCAAUCUUCACAAUUACAGCAAUGUCAGCCCGUACUGCUGGCUGGCCUGGAAGCCGAGCCUGGGCGCUUUCUACGUUCCAGCGGGCUUCACCAUACUGGUCAGCUGGAUCUACCUACUGGGUGCCGGCCUGCAGCUGGGCUGCCGACGGCGGGGCAAGGCCGAUGCUGGGGGAUUGCCGGAGCAGCCGGCGGUGAGCGGCGGCCAGGGCCCGGACUCGGCCUCGGUCAGCGGGCCCUCUCCGGCCACCGACAUGGUGUAUUCGCUGGAAGCGCGGCUGUGGGCACUGGCUGGAACUCAGCUGCUCUUCGUCGGCCUGUGGAUGUGCGGGGCGUUGUCGGUGUGGGGUACGCCGCCGCUAGCCGUGCUCUUCAGCUGCCUGUAUGGGGUGGGGGCGGUGGCUCUGGGCCUCUUGGUGCUCAUCCACCAUUGCCUCCGGCGGCACGACGUGUGUGGGCCGUGGCGGGGCUGUGCCCAGCAGCCGGGGGCUGAGGCUGGCGGCUCCCCCGCCUCCCCUCCGGCCUGCCCGGGCCCCGAGGCCGGCGGCAGCCCCUUCUCGGCGGGCGGCCAGUGCAAGAUGACCAACCUGCAGGCCGCACUGAGCCAGGGAGACCGCGGUGGUGGCGGCGGGGGCGGCGCCCGGAGCCCGACUCCGUGCGCGGACAGCGAGGCGGAGGCAGAGGACAAGGCGCCGGCCUGCCGUGGCCACAGGCCCGGACCUAAGCCACCGGUGGAUGGCAAACCGCAGCGGCUGAGGGCGCUGAGGGCCGCCGCCGCCGCCGCCACCUCGGACGCGGCCUCGAGCGACACCGGCAGUGGGCGCCUGAGCAACGGCAGGCCGGGCCGGCACGCCAGCCACAGCCCGUCGGAGGGCAGCGACAGCAGCGGACAGGCCCCGGGCUCAGGCUCGGGCUCGGGCCCGAGGCCGGGCCUACAGGCCAGCGUUAGCCGCGACAGCCUGAAGCAGGCCGGUCCCCUGGAGAAGGAGGUGAAGCGGAGGUCCUACCCGCAGAACGGCGCUCAGAGGGCCGGCGAAACCGGAGCCACCAUCAGCGCUGGCCUGUGGAAGAGCGAGACCACGGUGUGAAGAUGCUGCCGCGGGGAGCGCUGUCCAGGCCCAGAACAAAGCUCCCCUUCCAGAGGAAAACUCCCAACGCAGUCACCAGCUUCACCACAGGCCCCCAAAACCCAGGGGCCUCAGGCAAGGUUGGUUCCUCAACUCCAUCUCUUCAAUCACUUUAUAUCUU
Molecule: messenger RNA, 2638 nt
Organism: Amblyraja radiata (thorny skate)
Lineage: Eukaryota; Metazoa; Chordata; Chondrichthyes; Rajiformes; Rajidae
Product: adhesion G protein-coupled receptor A2-like
Exons: 10
Coding region: 22-2478 (818 amino acids)
Biological process (GO): cell surface receptor signaling pathway; central nervous system development; G protein-coupled receptor signaling pathway
Cellular component (GO): Wnt signalosome; plasma membrane
Molecular function (GO): G protein-coupled receptor activity
Source: RefSeq, a predicted model, not a curated record